AUGAAAUUAGGGAAAGUCUGGUUGAUCAUAGGUUUUGCAUAUGUAGCUACGACCUUAAAAUGUGAAAAUGGUGUUAGCACAAAAGAUGGGAAUGAUGAGAUUAAUAAUAUGAGUAGAGAACAAAUUUUAGAAAACAAUAUUAAUGAAGCACAGAGAAAAAUAAAAGAAUGUGAGAACCAAAAAAAUGAGCUAGCUAUUCAAAUUAAAAAUGUUCAGAAUAGUUUACAUGAAUAUAUAGAAAAUAAUAAAAAUGAAUUAAAUUUGUGUGUAUCUCAAAUGAAUGAAACAAAAAAUUUGUUUAAAAAUUGUAAAGAAAAGGAAUUAAAAAAUAGUGAAGAAAUUAAAAAUAUAAGAAAUGAAUAUAAUGAGAAUUUAAAUAAAAAGGAAAAUGAAAAUAAAAAUUUGGAAAGUAAAAUAAAUAAGUUAGAAAUUAAAAUAGCUAAUACUGAAUAUAAAUUAAAUGAUUGUAGUAAAAAAUAUGAAAAAUAUUACUAUAAUAAUAAUGGAUAUGAAAAUGGAGAAAAUUAUUUAAUAUCUUAUAAUAUGAUUAAGAUAUAUUUUCAUAAAAUUUAUAAAAUAUAUAAAACAAUUUAUAUUAUAAUAAUUGAAAAUACAUAUUUAUUUGAAAUAUUGAACAGAAUUUAUAUUAUAUAUUAUAACUUGAUAAAAUAUACAAAAAUGUAUGGUACUUUGACAAUUAGUAAAAUAUAUGAAUUUUAUGAAUUUAUAAUAAAUAAUAAUAAAAUAAAUAUAAUUAUAAAUAUAUAUAAUGAUUAUAUUUAUAAAUAUUAUCAUCUUUUUUUAAAAAAUAAAAUUAAUACAAUUUUAUCACAUAGUUAUGAUUUAAUUUUAAAACAUGUUAAGAAUGUAAUUCCAAUAUUAUUAUCAUUAAAAGAUGGUUAUUUUAAAUAUGUAGAACAUUUUGUCCAAAAAUUAAAUAUAAAUGCAGAAAAUUUCGUAAAUAAAAUAAAUACAAUAAAUCCAGAAUUAAAGGGAAUAAUACCUACAAAUUUACUAGAUCAAAUAUUAUUUUUAUUAUUUUUCACUAUUGUUAAUUUUAUUCACAUAUAUAUAUUGUUUUAUAUUAUAUAUAUAUCAUUUAAAUAUUCCAUAAAAAUUAUAAUAUGGUUAUUGAGAUGGAUAUGUUUUUUUAUUUCAUCUAUAUUUCAACUCAUAAUUUUUAUUUUGACAUUGCCAAUUAGACCUUUUAUAUCAAAAAAAAAUCGUAAAAAUAGAAAAACAUACAGAAGACAUGAUGAUAAUAAUGCUUAUGAUAAUUCUGAACGAAUAUCUUACCAACAACAAGAAUACAAAAAAUUAUACAAAAGUCAAAAUGCAUAUCAAAGAAAAUUUUAA
This is a messenger RNA of Plasmodium yoelii, 1356 nucleotides long. RefSeq names its product conserved Plasmodium protein, unknown function. The transcript has a single exon. Bases 1 to 1356 code for a protein of 451 amino acids. Lineage: Eukaryota; Apicomplexa; Aconoidasida; Haemosporida; Plasmodiidae. The record is from RefSeq and is a predicted model, not a curated record.